AGCCGCAACUCUCACUAAAAGAAACUGUUUUGUUAUUUAUCUUAAAUUUUAGCAAAGCUAUUAAUUAAUUAAUGAAUUUACAUACAAAAUGGAGCGCAAGGAAGUGGACACGCAGCAGUUCAUUGAUCAUACGCUGCUUGCAACGGAGCUGAUGCAUAACAACUUUAUGAUGGAUCUAAUCGAUCCAGCGGCUGUGUUUCCAAAAUCAAAUGAAGGGCCCACCAAUCUAAGCACAAAUGCAAAUCCGGCAAAUGCUUCACAGCACUCGCUGACAUCGCCAGAGCUGAACUUUCACAACACAAUUUUUCAGUAUGUGAACAAGCAUGUGGGGGAUGAGCAGGUGCCAGAUGGUGCCAGAACACAGCCGGCGUAUCCGGCGCUGGCUAUUGAACCCACAGUGCCCAUUGAUGUGACAAAUGCGCUGGAUGACGAUGAUCUGUUAUAUACCCACUGUGUAUCCACGACAAAUGCACGCAAGGUGUUGCCGCAUAAAAAACGCAUCUCGCGCAAGCUAAAGGGUACAAUGGCAAGCAUGGAGCUAGAGUUGGAACAACAUCAUAAGCAUCAUGUGCCGGUGCCAACGGUAGCUGCCUACAGCUGCGAGAUUUGCGGUUAUGCGGUUCAUACACAAAUUGAAUUUUAUGCACAUCUAAAGCAGCAUUACGAUCCAAGCAGUCUAGAGGUGCCAACACAACAGCAACAGCCACAGCAACAGCAGCAAAAAGAACCGCUCGACAUGUGCGGGCUUACAGCGCAGGAUAAGUUGCAACAAGAGCAAGCCAAGCUGGAUCAGGUGUUUCAUGAUGUGCAGCUGAACUUUGAAAAUUUUCAUAAUAUAACCCACGAUGAUGUUGGCGUCAAUAUGGUCAUACAUUCAGACGCCCUGAGCUUGCACAAGACUGCCGAUAAGUUGGACAAUGUGGUGGUCGCCACAGCGCCCACGCCCAAUGUUGUGCCUGUGGAGGACGUGGAGUUCAGUGAUACGGAGGAUAUGCUUGAGGGCAUACGCAAUGUUGUAGACAAAGUGUCUAUAGAAGAUACCUGCGAUGAGCUGGUGGAUCUGGAGCUUACCUCAAGUGGCAUGCGUGCGCCUUGGUUUAACAACAACUUCAGUGACAUUGGUUUCUCUGGCUUGCUGCUGCCCGGUGAGCCACCACCUGCGCCUACCACGUCAACGCUGAUGAAGACUACAGACAGUGGCGCUGAGCGACUGACACUUGGCGUUGUGGUUGAGCCAGAAGUAGAGCGCAGCGAGCAAGCUCUGCUUCUAUCGCCGACAACACGUGCCGCUACGCCCAGCCAAGGCUCAGAUAUUGAGCAGCUGCAGCGCUCACCGCUUAUGAUAAGCGAUGCCUUUAAGCUGGAGGAUGCAGCUGGGCCAAGCUGCUCACCUGCGCAUACAAUUUCGGAUGACAAUGCCGAUAGCUAUCUGAUGGAUGAAGACAAGCAAAGCAGCGAAGAAGAAAAGACCAAACGCAAGUUUCCUUGCAGCAAGUGCGCCAGAGAGUUCAACUCCUAUAAUGCGCUCAAAUAUCAUUCACACACACACAACAAGGAGCGUGCCUAUCCAUGCAACACCUGCGAGCGUUCCUUCUAUACACAGAGUGCGCUUAAGCAACAUGAGCGUACGCACUCUGACGACAAGCCCCACCAGUGCACACAGUGCGACUACAAGUUCCGUCAGUGGGGCGAUCUCAAGUAUCAUAUUAUCUCGCGUCACAGCGAGAUUAAGGCGCACAUGUGCGAAUAUUGCGGCAAGAGCUUUUCCCGAAAGUAUUCCCUCGUCGUUCAUCGACGCAUUCAUACCAGUGAGCGCAACUAUGCCUGCGAGCACUGCAGCAAAACAUUUCGUGCUAGCUCCUAUCUCUUGAGUCAUAUUAAAAUCCACACUGGCGAGCGUCCUUACACCUGCAGCAUAUGCGCCAAGAAAUUCCGUGUCUCGGGUGAUUUGAAGCGACACAUGCGCAUACACGAUCCGGCGCGUAAUGCGCAAUUGUCAGCGGCGAAGAAACCAAAGACGCGCGCCAAGUUGAAGCAGAUUGUAGACGACGAUGAUGAUGAUGAAGAGGAUGAGCAAGCGAAGCAAAACGACAAGUCUGAACAGGAAAUUUUGGGUUUGUAGUCAAGUGCCAAAAUUUCUACAAAGUUUAAGUAAUUAAAGUAGCCAUAAAACCAAUGUAUAUACUAAAUAGGCGCAGCUCUCAGUUUAGCUUUAGUAAACCUUUCAAGAAUAUUACUCGAAGAGCGCAUUUAGUUUAGUUCAAAGAUCUGACCAACACUUUUUUAAUUUAUCUGUCAAUCAGCAUGUCAAUAUGCAUAACAAGAUAUUAAAGAAAACAAAUACA
This is a messenger RNA of Drosophila busckii, 2345 nucleotides long. RefSeq names its product zinc finger protein 1. The transcript is spliced from 4 exons. Gene Ontology annotation, biological process: regulation of DNA-templated transcription. Lineage: Eukaryota; Metazoa; Arthropoda; Insecta; Diptera; Drosophilidae. Bases 89 to 2122 code for a protein of 677 amino acids. The record is from RefSeq and is a predicted model, not a curated record. Gene Ontology annotation, molecular function: DNA-binding transcription factor activity, RNA polymerase II-specific; RNA polymerase II cis-regulatory region sequence-specific DNA binding.